GUCCCCGCGGCCGCCGGACACGCGGCCGGGGCGACGCGUGGAGCUGCCGGUCCCGCGUCCCCUUCCCGCCGGAUCGCGCGUGGAGCGCAUUGCCCGUAGUCCGCCAGGACGCACCGCCGGUGGGGGCUCCUUCUCCCGGAACUCCCAGUCUGCUGUUUCGCCGCUCUGCCCCGGCCCGGCUUUCGCUGCUCUUCAGCCCGGACUUCGGAGGUGUACGCCGCGGGAGCGGGCGGGCAAGCGCCGGGAUUUUCCUGUUCCCAGCAAACUUCGGCACUUGCUGUCGCUGAGAUCCCGCGAGCGGUGAGGAGCCCGUCCCGCCCGCGGCCACGGUCCCGGCGAGGGUCCCCAGCGGAGCGGCCGCGGCGCGGUUGGGAAGGAGCCACGCUCGCUGAUGCCCGCAGAUGUUAGCGGUGGGACAGAUGGAUGCUAAUCGCCAGAGCGCAUUCGUCCUUAGCAGUGCGCCGCUAGCCGCGCUGCACAACAUGGCCGAGAUGAAGACCUCCCUGUUCCCCUACGCCCUGCAGAACCCCUCCGGUUUCAAGGCACCGGCCCUGGGCGGACUCAACACGCAGCUCCCCUUGGGGACACCGCACGGAAUAAGCGACAUCCUGGGGCGGCCCGUGGGCAGUGCCAGCAACCUUCUGGGCGGGCUGCCCCGCAUCAACGGGCUGGCAGCCUCGGCCGGGAUGUACUUCAGCCCCGCUGCCGUCUCCCGCUACCCGAAGCCUCUGGCGGAGCUGCCGGGACGGCCGCCCAUUUUCUGGCCGGGAGUUGUGCAAGGCUCUCCCUGGAGAGAUCCUCGGCUCGCCUGUCCCGCUCAGACGGGGAUGGUUUUGGACAAGGACGGCAAGAAGAAACACUCUCGACCGACUUUCUCUGGGCAGCAAAUAUUCGCUUUAGAGAAAACCUUCGAACAGACGAAAUACUUGGCAGGACCGGAGCGCGCCCGGCUCGCCUACUCCCUGGGGAUGACUGAGAGCCAGGUGAAGGUUUGGUUCCAGAACAGACGGACCAAGUGGCGGAAGAGACACGCGGCAGAAAUGGCCUCGGCAAAGAAGAAGCACGACUCGGAGACGGAGAAGCUGAAGGAGAGCUCGGACAAUGAGGACGAUGACGAAUACAACAAGCCCCUGGACCCCAACUCAGACGAUGAAAAAAUCACGAGGCUAUUGAAAAAGCACAAAUCCACGAACCUGUCCCUCGUCAGCCCCUGCAGCACCAGCUCGGAUACGCUGUGAGGGCGCGGGGCCGACGGCCGCACCGGGCAGCGCGGCAGGGGUGAGUGUAACUGGGUGUUUGAAGUGGUGUGUUGUACAGCAUAAAAUGUAUGUGAAAUGUAUAUAUUUUUUACAGAAUAAGUUAUGAAUUUAUUUUCUUUCUCAUUGAUGUAAAUUUCAGAGAAAAUUUUUCAACUUUUUUGGGUUUUGUGUCCCUGUAAGGUUUCCCGCUCUUUCCUUUAGGCUUCCUGUUAAUUUCCUGCUCCUAACAAUCAGGUUUUGUUAUGUUUUCUAUGGGUCCCAAGUCCGAGCUCAGCCACUUUGUAUAUAGUAAAUUUCAGAUUUUGUGAUGUAUAUUUCUAGUGUAAAAACGGCAGUUUUCUUUCACUCCGUCCCUCAGUGUUUCGGCAGUUGCAUUUCUCCUGCCUCUGGAUUUUAUGCUUAAUAAUACCAAAAAACCAAACCAAUGCCCAAAAAAAGCACGAGAGGAAAAUGGACGCGAUUUUACAUUAGAAUGUCUCCACAGGUGUUGGAAAGACUUUGUAUAAAUCAAUAAAUUAUUUAACAACC
This is a messenger RNA of Zonotrichia leucophrys gambelii, 1787 nucleotides long. RefSeq names its product NK6 homeobox 2 (gene NKX6-2). The record is from RefSeq and is a predicted model, not a curated record. The transcript has 3 exons. Gene Ontology annotation, cellular component: nucleus. Gene Ontology annotation, molecular function: DNA-binding transcription factor activity, RNA polymerase II-specific; RNA polymerase II cis-regulatory region sequence-specific DNA binding. The coding region runs from base 402 to 1238 and encodes 278 amino acids. Gene Ontology annotation, biological process: cell differentiation; regulation of transcription by RNA polymerase II. NCBI's taxonomy places the organism in Eukaryota, Metazoa, Chordata, Aves, Passeriformes, Passerellidae.